AGUGAAUCGUCGAGUCUCAAACGAUAUGUAAUAUAUACGCUUGAAAAUUGAAUUAAAAUUAAAAACUAUUAAAUUAAAAGUUUACAUUCGACGAGUGUGCACAAAUUAAACGUGGAUACGGUGUUUUUCUUCUUCGCGUGACGCGCGUACUUUUGUGCUUUCGAGUGACGAGAUUUCGCGAUGCAUGAUCGAUUAAUGAUCGAGGGAUGCGAUCGAGGAGGGUGGCAUGGAAAAUGUGGGAAAAGGGGGACGGUUUUCGGAAAGCGGCCGUCACUAUAAAUAGAGGCGCCUCAUGCGUGCGUGCUAUGCUUUUAAACAUAGUUUUGGCAGCGCGAAACGUCAAACCGCCUCGGAGUGGCAAAGCGCGUGGAUCGUUUCGCGAGAUUCAAGCAUUGGCCGGACAUUCUCUGCAAUAUUUGUCCCGAUCCAAACCGACCGUGACAUCUUUCAAAGUAUCCAGGAAUAAAAUGUGACACCGUGUGUGUGAUCGCAAUAAAAAGAAAAGGGGAAAAAAAAAAAAAAAGAAAGAAAACAAAAAAAUUAUCCGUGCCUUUUGUCCAUUCGUCACGAGAGCGAAAUAAGAAGUCUGUCGACAACGUGGAAUCGAAUGAAACGUGUUCAAAUUUCGAUUUGAAGAGACGUUUCGAAAACAAAAAAAAAAAAAGAGAGAAAGAAAAAGAAUAAUUCGAUAAUUGGUUCGAACGUUCGUUGAUAAGAUAUCUAGAGUCUGGUUCUCGUCUCGACGCCGCGUUUUCGACGAUUCCCUUCUUAUUUUUCCAAUUAGGAGGAGGAGGACAAGGACAGGGUGUUUUUUUGGGAAUCCCUGGAGAAAUAAAAUGAAAAGUGUGUUGGAAAAGCACGACAAGGAGAACCAACGGCCGAUGGAUACCUGCCACGGGGACAACGAAAAAGCGCAAGAUGCCAAGGAUGAAGAUGUGAUGUCACCGAGCAGCAAAGGCACGGACGAGACUGUAAACGAUGCGUUGUUGGAGAAGCUCCGAAAUUGCGUGUCCAAGCCACAGGAGGUCGAUACAUUCAGAAACAUCGCAGCUAAGAUACAUGCUCGGGUCACAUCCACAGAUCGACGAUUGCGCGAACGCACGCUGGACAAAUUAUGGCGCAAGAAUUCCGGUGCGAUGGAAAUAUUCAUCGCAACAUUGGAGAAUUGCAAGGAUCACGUGAUAAACUACAGCAUCGCCAGCAUACUACACGAGUGCAUAUCAACCCGUAACGCGAAGGGGAAGACCAAAGGGAACAAGAACAAAAGUGCCACAAUAUCCAGCAGCCGAAUGGCAGUGAUGCAGCUGAUCAAUUUAGGAAUCACGCAAGCUCUAAUUAAACUUUUAGUUAAUCUGCAACACACGGACAGUAUUUCGAGCGAGGCCCUCACGCGAGAGGUGCUUUGGCUUUUGGGUCAGAUAGCCCAAAGGGACCAGAAGUUCGUGUUAAAAAUAAAGAUACUUAAUACCAUUAAAGUGUUCCACACGCUCUUGAAGCAACAUUACAAUAAUAGCAAAACGUUGUUGCCUUUGUUGUUGAUCAUCAAAUGUCUCGCCAGAAAUUCAUUCUCGCUUCAGGUAUUGAUGAAGGACGGUAUAGCAUCCACGUUGGAGAAAACAUUCGUCGGUAUCGGUUACAUGCCUCACCUGAAACUCAAAUCGUUGUUAGAGUGUUUGAAAUAUUUCACAGCGAGCAAAGUUUGUUGCAUGAAAUUCGUGAAGGUUGGUCUGGUACAUCUGUUGAUGAGGAUCUUCGAGAGAUGGGAUCGAUUCGACGGGCCGAUGAGACUGAAGAUUUGCAAUUCCACUUUGAUCACGUUACAGCACUUAUGCGUCAUAAAGGCCGGCAGGAAGGCUAUCAAGUUGAACAAUGGUUUGCAACUACUGUACCGGUUCUGCAACAAUUGCCCGGAGGAUAAGUCAUACGAUUCGUUGCUGUCGCGUAUUUGCGGGAUAAUCAAUCAAUGUCUGGAGAAGAAGGAGCUGCCGGUGCCCGAAAUGUCUCCGGCAAGAUUCGUGCUGCCGAACGAAACGAACAGGCCCAACAGCGUUGAGAGUGGUAGCGACAUCGACAGUCAGCCCUGCAGUGUCGCCUCUCUUGGACGAAUGUACAGCGACCUUGAUUCGGGCGACGAAGAAGAAAGCCAGCAUUCAAGGACGAAUGCGAAAACCAUGAACGCGACCGACGAAGUGGACGAGAGCAAGUUCUUUGCCGGUGUAUUCACGUCUCAAAGAUCGGAGGAGGAGUUGGCCGAAUACAACGUUUUUUUCAAAGAAUUGGACAACCUUGGACAUUAUCAAAUAUGCGGCGGAAGUUUAUCGAUGGAGAUCAUGGACGCGAUCGAUUCGAGGGGGUGUAGCAGAACAAAGCUAAGGGAUUUGUUGAAAGAGGGGAUAUCGAAGACGAGCCAAAUGGCGAACAGCGAGACGACGAUCAAAAUAUUCAAAGAUAUUUCGACUUUGACGGAUCAACAGGCUUAUUGCGUGAUAGCGAGCAGGGUGAAAAGCGUUAUCGGUUUCGUGAAGGUUGCUUACCCGGAUCUGAUCGGUGGCGACGGCCUCGGAAAGGACGAGCCCUUGAACAGCAAGGACAGAAGGGUCUGCCGUUCCAAACUUCUCACCUGCGUGGAGCGUGGCCUCCACGGUAGCCUGUUGACGCCGGAAGUGGUGUACGAUCUCGACGCCAUAACUUCGUCCAGCCAUAAUAACGCGUCGUCCACGGAAGAGCAGAAACUGAUCGACCAUCAUUUGUGCAACUGGGAUGAGAACAGGAUAGGAAAGCGUUCCUUCGACAACAAACACUUGCACUUCGAGUCCAGAUUCGAGAGCGGGAACCUGAGAAAAGUUAUUCAGAUAGGCGUGAGAGAGUACGAUCUGAUCUUGACGCCGGACGUGAACAGCGGUUCCAGGCACCAAUGGUUCUAUUUCGAGGUGUCGAACAUGGAGGCGUUGGCGUAUACGUUUAACAUUAUCAACUGCGAGAAAGCGAAUUCGCAGUUCAAUUUCGGGAUGAAGCCGAUCCUGUUCAGCGUUGCGGAGGCACAGCUGGGCAGGCCAGGUUGGGUGAGAACCGGGGCGGACAUCUGCUAUUAUCGAAAUUGUUAUCAACGGCCGGCCAAGGGGAAGAAUUAUCUCACUACCUCGUUCACCGUCACUUUCCCUCACGCGUACGACGUCUGUUACCUGGCCUACCAUUUCCCUUACACGUACAGCCUGUUGAUGACCAAUAUCUGGAAGUGGAGCAAGAGGGUGCCGCCCAAUACGUAUUUCAGAGCGGAGACCCUUUGCGAGACGUUGAACGGCAAUGACAAUCCUCUGCUCACUAUCACGUCUCUGGAUUCCAAGAGCAAUCCCAUACAGAAUCGCAAGGUGAUAUUUCUGACAUCGAGGGUUCAUCCGGGCGAGAGCAACGCAUCGUGGGUGAUGAACGGUACCUUGGAGGCGUUGCUGGGUAACAAUCCUUACGUGACGAGCUUACGAGACGAUUACAUAUUCAAAAUCGUGCCGAUGUUGAACAUCGAGGGUGUGGUGAACGGUUGUAAUCGAUACGGAUUGACGAACGAAGAUCUGAACAGGCGGUGGAGCAAUCCGAACCAGGUUCUCCAUCCUGUGAUCUAUCACACGAAGGGUCUGAUGGAGUACUGCACGAGGGUGUUGCAAAGGCCUCCCUAUGUUUUCGUCGACUAUCACGGCCAUUCACGGAGGAAGAAUGUGUUUCUGUUCGGUUGCUCAAGGUCGGGUUCUUGGAGUGCCGCGGACAGGGCGAAACCGGACCAGCCGUCUCAGUAUUUGACGUUGCCGUAUCUCAUGCAAAAAAUAUCUCCAGCGUUCGCAUUGCCACUGUGCUCGUUCAAGGUCGAGAGGCACAAGGAGUCCACGGCUAGGGUAGCCAUAUGGCGGCAGUUAGGUGUUUCGAGAAGUUACACGAUGGAGAGCAGUUUCUGCGGAUGCGACCAGGGAUUGCUGGCGGGUAUGCAUCUGGACACGAAACACUUGAAGGCCAUCGGCCAGGAUUUCUGUCAGGCUCUGUCAAUGAUGAAGGAUUAUACCGAGAAUUGGAGUCUUGACAAGAUUUGUGAGCGCAGAUCGUUGGAAGAGGAGUGUUGCCCGCUAAAAUGCAUUUCGCAGAAAUCAAAAACCGUUGCUAAAUGUAUUCAGGAUAAGCCUGCGGCCCUUCAUCUUGCUGCAAUUCCUUAAUGAGUGAUUAAACAAACGAUUUAAGGAUACCUAUGGGAGAAGGUAUUCCCGAGGAGUCAGGAUGCAUGGAAGAUGACAUUUCGUCUAGCUGCGAGUCAGAGGAAUCUGAUUUUGAGACUUAAACAAAUUUUAAUUUAUAGAUUCGACAACGAUAUCGACGAUUCGUAGUUUCUUUAUAAAUAGAUCGGAAGCUUUGUACAGGUUUUUGACUGCGAAAUAAAAAAGAAAAAAAAAAAAAAAA
Apis laboriosa (Himalayan honeybee) is the source of this 4437-nucleotide messenger RNA. Its product is annotated as cytosolic carboxypeptidase 1-like. Bases 837 to 4196 code for a protein of 1119 amino acids. Gene Ontology annotation, biological process: protein side chain deglutamylation; proteolysis; C-terminal protein deglutamylation. The record is from RefSeq and is a predicted model, not a curated record. Gene Ontology annotation, molecular function: metallocarboxypeptidase activity; zinc ion binding. NCBI's taxonomy places the organism in Eukaryota, Metazoa, Arthropoda, Insecta, Hymenoptera, Apidae. The transcript is spliced from 19 exons.